Molecule: messenger RNA, 693 nt
Organism: Humulus lupulus (European hop)
Lineage: Eukaryota; Viridiplantae; Streptophyta; Magnoliopsida; Rosales; Cannabaceae
Exons: 2
Coding region: 1-693 (230 amino acids)
Molecular function (GO): RNA-DNA hybrid ribonuclease activity; nucleic acid binding
Source: RefSeq, a predicted model, not a curated record
AUGCCAUCCUCCAGAAAGCACAAUGAUAUGCAAAGCCUAACUGGUCGGAUCACAGCUCUUAGCCACUUUGUCUCCAAGGCAACCGAUAAGUGCACUCCCUUCUUCAACACCCUCCAAGGAGGUCAAAUGUUUGAAUGGACGGAGGAGUGUGAACAGACAUUCCAACAGUUGAAGGCACACAUGGUGAACCCUCCUAUUUUGUCGAAGCCCACAGAUAGAGAGCCUCUUCUCCUCUACAUGGAUAUCUCUGAGAAUGCCAUAAGUGUUGCCUUAGUUUGCGAGGAAGGUCGUGUCCAACAUCCCAUUUAUUACGUGAGCAAAAGACUCCUCGGUGGGGAGUCCAGGACUGCCAUAAAGGGACAAGCACUAGCAGAUUUCAUUGUCGAGUACAUAGGAACACAUGAGAGACCCGAGGAGGCCCAAGUGGUCGGGCUCGUAUGGAAGCUGUUUAUGGAUGGGUCCUCCAAUAAAAAUGGAGCUGAAGCAGGUCUUAUCUUGGUAUCCCUCGACGGACAUAGGGUUCACAGUACUUUGAGAUUUGGCUUUGAUGCCUCGAAUAAUGAAGUUGAGUAUGAAGCACUUAUUGCCAGACUCCGAGUAGCCCUAGAGCUCAAGGCUGAAUGCCUCGAUAUUUUCAGCGACUCUCAACUCGUAGUGAACCAAGCCCAUGAGACCAAGGUGGUCGCUAUUUAG